AGCCGCUCCGGGGCCGCCGCGGCGGGGCAGGGCAGGGAGCCGCGGCAGGAGGCGCCGCGCCUGGGGCCGCCGCGGGACGGGGGUCGCCUCCAAGCCGGGACGCCGGCGGCGGUAGCGGCGCUCCGGGAGCCGCCCCGCCCGCGACAUGGCAGCGCGGUCCCGGAGACCCUGGCUGAGCGUGGUGCUGGGGCUGGUGUUGGGCUUCACCGCCGCUUCCUGGCUCAUCGCCCCGCGAGUGGCCGAGCUCAGCGAGAAGAAGCGGCGCGGCGCCAGUCUCUGCUCCUACUACGGCCGCGCGGCGGGGCCGGGGGCAGCGCGGGGCGCGGCGGCGGGCGGGCAGCAGGCGCCGCCGGAGGCAGCGGCGGUGCUGGGCGGCACGAGUUUCAGGAGCAGCCCCUGGGAGCUGCCGCCAGCGGCGGCGGAGGGCACGGUGUCCAGCCCCGCCGCUGGCGGGGAAGGGGAGCCGGAGGAGGAGGAGGAAGGCGGCGAGAAGCGGAGCGGCCGGCCUGGCGGCGGGAGCCACAACGGGAGCGGGGACUGGGGGGGUGCCCCGGGCUGCGCCAAGCCCCGCAACUUCCUCUACGUGGGGGUGAUGACGGCCCAGAAGUACCUGGGCAGCCGGGCGGUGGCGGCGCAGCGGACGUGGGCGCCCUCGGUGCCGGGCCGCGUGGAGUUCUUCUCCAGCCAGGGCUCCGCCGCGCCCCCCGGGCUGCCCCCGCUGCCUGUCGUCGCCCUGCCCGGCGUGGACGACUCUUACCCGCCGCAGAAGAAGUCCUUCAUGAUGAUCAAGUACAUGCACGACCACUACCUGGACAAGUACGAGUGGUUCAUGCGGGCGGACGACGACGUCUACAUUAAAGGUGAAAAAUUGGAGGAGUUUCUUCGCUCACUGAACAGCAGUAAACCUCUGUAUUUGGGACAGACUGGUCUGGGUAAUAUUGAAGAACUCGGAAAACUUGGGCUGGAGCCUGGGGAGAACUUCUGCAUGGGAGGGCCAGGAAUGAUCUUCAGUCGGGAGGUUCUCAGGAGGAUGGUGCCACAUAUAGGUGAAUGCCUUCGAGAAAUGUACACUACCCACGAGGACGUGGAGGUGGGCAGGUGUGUCCGGAGGUUUGGAGGAACUCAGUGCGUUUGGUCAUACGAGAUGCAGCAGUUGUUCCACGAAAACUAUGAACACAACCGCAAGGGUUACAUUCAAGAUCUUCACAACAGCAAGAUUCACACAGCCAUAACACUUCAUCCAAACAAAAGACCAGCCUACCAAUACAGGCUGCACAAUUACAUACUGAGUCGCAAGAUUUCCGACCUGCGCUAUCGGACCAUCCAGCUCCAUCGGGAAAGUGCCCUGAUGAGCAAGCUCAGUAACACUGAAGUAAAUAAGGAGGAUCAGCAGCUGGGAGGGAUGCCAUCUUUCAAUCAUUUCCAGCCACGUGAAAGGGGUGAAGUCAUCGAGUGGGAGUUCCUGACCGGAAAAUUCCUGUAUUCCAUGGUGGAGAACCAGCCACCCCGGCAGAGCCUGAGCAGCGUCCUGCGGGCUGCACUGGAUGACACCGUGAUGCAAGUGAUGGAAAUGAUAAACGAGAACUCUAGAUCCAGAGGAAGGCUCAUUGAUUUCAAGGAAAUACAGUAUGGCUACCGCAGGGUGGACCCUCUGCACGGAGUGGAGUACAUCCUGGAUUUGCUGCUUUUGUACAAAAGGCACAAAGGAAGGAAAGUUACAGUUCCAGUGAGACGCCAUGCUUACCUUCAGCAAUUGUUUAGCAAACCUUUCUUCAAAGAAGCAGAAGAGCUGGAUGUAAGAAGCUUGCUGGAGGAUUCCAACACUGACACUCAGUCUUUCUCUUUCCUUUCAAAUUCUUUAAAGAUUUUUUCCUCAUCGUUCCAAGGCACCAAAGACAUUGGGGGACACAGUGACAAGAAAAUACAUAUCCUCGUCCCUAUCACGGGGAGAUUUGAUAUUUUCUCAAGAUUUAUGGAUAACUUUGAGAAGACUUGUCUGAUUCCCAGGCAGAAUGUAAAGUUGGCAAUAAUUCUCUUCAGUUCCGAGCCAGGCCAAGACUCUAGCAACCACAUAGAACUAAUGAAAGAAUACAGCAUUAAGUAUCCUAAGGCAGAUAUGACCCUGAUUCCAAUGGCAGGCAAGUUUUCUAGAGGUUUAGGUCUUGAGAUGGCCUCAUCUCAGUUUGACAAUGGCACUUUGCUGCUAUUCUGUGAUGUUGAUCUGGUAUUCACACCAGACUUCCUCCAGCGAUGCAGAGAUAACACUAUUCAGGGAGAACAGGUUUACUAUCCUAUCAUCUUCAGUCAAUAUGAUCCAAAAGUAAUAUAUGGAGACAACCCUCCAGCUGACAGUAGUUUUGUUUUCACAAAAAGAACUGGAUUUUGGAGGGAGUAUGGAUUUGGAAUUACCUGCAUUUACAAAAGUGAUCUGCUUACUGCUGGUGGAUUUGAUACCUCUAUUCAAGGCUGGGGACUUGAGGAUGUAGACCUCUUUACUAAAGUGAUAACAUCUGGCUUGAAGGCUUUCAGAAGUCAGGAAGUAGGAGUUGUCCAUGUUUUUCAUCCAGUUCAGUGUGACCCCAAUUUAGAUCCAAAACAAUAUAAAAUGUGCUUAGGGUCCAAAGCGAGUACAUUUGCCUCUACCAUGCAGCUCGCUGGACUCUGGCUACAGAAACAUUUGGGUGUCAGGUACAACUGGACUCUGUCCUGACAUCUCAGCCUAUUUGGCCUUUUUAGGGGAGUUUACCUCAUUAUUGUCUUAUUUGAUUUUGCUGUUGUAGAUUUAAACUCCCUCCUCAUUGUCUUCCAAAGACUGUUGACCUCAAACGGGAUGACUCUGCUGUUCACUGAUGUUUCUUAUACCUACUGAACUGGUGAGGUGAAUUCCUUCAUAUUUCCUUUAUUUGAAAUUCAGUCAAGUCAUGGAAACCAUAUAAGCCCAUGGAGCAUAUCCAUCACAAGAGACUGUAUCAGAAGAAUGUUUUCUUUUAGCUUUCAGAUGCAGUAUCAUCCCUGUUGCAUUUCUCAGAUUUGAUGUGAUACAAAUAUUUACCGGUGAAGGUACCACAAAAGUGCUUUAUGCUUCUUCUGGGGAUGGAACUCUAUAUGAUAAACUUGAGUUUUAUAAUUUAUAUGAGGACUUAUAUGUAUAAAUGCUACUUUUCUUCAUCUUUAGAAUUUUUAAAGUAAAUGAAUAACUAUAAUUGUACCUUUAUUUUUUAAAAAGAGAGUAAAGCCGAGGAGCUACUUGCAAAUACAACUGGUACUGGCUACCAAGGUUCUUAAAAGUCUUAUUAUUAAAACAAACUCCUCAUCGUUGUUCAAUCAAAGUGUAAAUGAACUUUGUUUUCACAACAAACAGGAUUUAAUCAAAUAUUCAUAUACACUUUAGAAGAUUUGUGAGCCAACAUCCUUCAUUUGCAGGCAAGAAGUAACUAUGACUUAAAAUGGUCAUGUAUGAUUAAGUGCAGGCAUACAGUAUUCUUAUUUUGAAACAGUAUAAGUUGCUCUUUCUCUUUUUAGAAUGAGUCUCUAAUACAUAAUUUUCUUUUACAUUCCUUUCAUAAAGCUGCACUUGAUACAGAGUGUUAGAAGUCAAAGCUCUAUUUUUUAUUUUUUUUUUUACAUUUUCCAUGAGUUGGUACUCAGCAGCAACUUGUUGUUAAAAUAGUUGUAGAAUAAUUAUUUAAGUUUCAAAAUUCACUAUUGCUGGUCAAAGUUCCUUGCCAAUGUAUUUAUAUUAGUGGAGAUUAUAAGACUGUGUUCAGAUAUAUGUCUCCAGACAGUCUGAAGUUGUCAUAUGGUGGAUUCAUGAAGUAUUUAAAGGGAUACCAACAGAAGAAAUAAUAAAAUAAAUUUCCAAUUUUAGGGAAAUGUUUAUAUAGGGAUAUAUAUGUGUACAUGUGUUGGUGUGCGUGUGUGUAUAUCCCUAUAUACAUAUAGAUAUAUAGAGACAGUAAUUUCAAAGUAGGUUCUUUUUUUCAGUUCAGGCAGUGAUUUGCUACAAUCGUUGUUAUUUUUGCCACAUACUUGGAACAUUUCAUGUUAUACUGUGGUAAGAACUCAGAGACAUCCAGGAAACCAUCACAAUUCAGCUAAACUUAAAAUAGUGCAAUGGGUACAUCCAACAGCCUCAGUACCCUUGACUUUUAACUAUAUUUCAAAUGGAUCUGGGCAAGAAAAAGUUGUAACUGGAACAGUUUCAGCUAUAGCCAACAACUUGUGCAUUUCCUUUCAGAAAAAAAACAACUAAGAGAUUGUAAUUCACUGACACAUCUAUUUAUAUAGGAUAUCCUGAUAAAUUUCCUAAGGCAUGAGGAGGGUGUUUAGGUCUCUAAUCUGUGGUUCUCUGUUCUGGAUUCAUCAUGCAAGGAAAAAAGGCAACCCUGAGGAGGGUUGGGUAAACUCAGAAUUAAAGAAAUAAAAGUACCUUGUUGUAUGCUUAAAAAUAAGGCCAUUCCCUUGCCUUGGAGAGGGUGGUAAUUGUGGUAGAUGGGAACAGAUAGAGGGUAAUUCAUGCUUGUCUACCCUGCUCAAGGAGAGCUCCUGGCUUCUUGUUCUCCUGGAGCUCUUGCCUUCCUUGCCCAGUAUUGUUAGCUCAAACGUUUGUCAAAAGUGAAAUUCAAUGCCUCAUGAAAUAAUUCACGGAAACCGCUCUUUAAAUUGAGUGCAAAGGUCACACUUUUUCAGUUAGAAAGCCAAGAACAAGGAACGUGUCGUUUAUUUGAUCAAUCUCAACUAACCAAUGCAACUCACAUUGUAAAUACCAAAAACUGCCUGUUGAUAAAUGUUUGUGAUGAUUUCAUGAACAAGAAAAAAACUAAUUAUUUAGAAAGAUAUCUAAGGAAAUCAUUGUCUACUGGGAUGUAUUCCAGUGCUUAUUUCAGUUACUUAAUUUAGUGGCCAGAAUGUGUUUGCUCAGCUCAAAGUAAAACAGUAGAUUAGAACAAGCAAUGAAAUCAAUCAUUCAGUGGGGAUAAAGAGGUAUACAGAGGGCUUGCAGGAUCAGGUCCUACAUGAUAUAAGCAAAAUGCUAGUAUUUACCAGUAAAAAUAUUUAUUUAGUGUCUGACUGAUUCAUUUGUUUAUAUGAUGAAUUACUUUGUUAAAAACCUGAUUAUAAAUGUUUAUUAUGAAAUAUUGCAUUGUCUUUUGAAAUAACUAUCCUGAGAUAACUUGAGAACUUGUGUUAGUUUGUCUAAGGAAUAAUAUGCCUUCUAAGAAGAUCAUAUUAAAAUUAAAAAAAAAAGCACAAAAGUGUUAGUGUAAUGUUACAUAUGUAUAGAUUAAGAUGGGAAUGUCUGUGCUAAUCAACUGUUUGCUUUUGUCUAGUCUGAAUCAUAAUCUUGAUUGUAAAGUGAAAUUUCUGUGUGUAUGAUGUCCAUUUGUAAACGUGUGACUAGUGAAUUCACAAUAGAACUUAAAGACCAAUUUUUCCCCAAA
Messenger RNA from Neopelma chrysocephalum (saffron-crested tyrant-manakin), 5441 nucleotides. RefSeq names its product chondroitin sulfate synthase 3 (gene CHSY3). The transcript has 3 exons. Gene Ontology annotation, cellular component: Golgi cisterna membrane. Gene Ontology annotation, molecular function: glucuronosyl-N-acetylgalactosaminyl-proteoglycan 4-beta-N-acetylgalactosaminyltransferase activity. Bases 146 to 2710 code for a protein of 854 amino acids. The record is from RefSeq and is a predicted model, not a curated record. NCBI's taxonomy places the organism in Eukaryota, Metazoa, Chordata, Aves, Passeriformes, Pipridae.